Messenger RNA from Cyphellophora europaea CBS 101466, 420 nucleotides. RefSeq lists its product as uncharacterized. The record is from RefSeq and is a predicted model, not a curated record. Gene Ontology annotation, biological process: SRP-dependent cotranslational protein targeting to membrane. Gene Ontology annotation, molecular function: endoplasmic reticulum signal sequence receptor activity; 7S RNA binding. Gene Ontology annotation, cellular component: signal recognition particle, endoplasmic reticulum targeting. Lineage: Eukaryota; Fungi; Ascomycota; Eurotiomycetes; Chaetothyriales; Cyphellophoraceae. The transcript has a single exon. The coding region runs from base 1 to 420 and encodes 139 amino acids.
AUGGCGGAAGCCAACCGCCUCUCCAACGCAGACUUCCUCUCUCGCCUCGCCGACCUCUUCGCCUCCACCCACACCGCCAACCACGGCUCCGUCUUCCUCACCCAGAAACCCUACAACCCAAACUCCUUCACCUCAGACGCCGAUGCAGACACAACCUCCGACGAAACCGAACAGCCGCCCUCAUCUCAACAGAUACUAGUCCGCGCAACCAACGGUCUCUCCUCCAAGCCACGCCAUGGCGUGAAAAAGUCCCCCGCGAAGACGAAGCCGAAAGUGAAGAUCAGCACGGUGGUUGACGCCGGCGAAGUAGAGGGCUUCUUUGCGCGGUACGCAGAUGUGUGCAAGGGAGGCAUGCAGGGGUUGCGGAAGCGGGAUCGGAAGAAGGGCAAGAAGAAGGCGAAGGGAAAGGGAGGGAAAUGA